AUGACUAUGGCAUGGAAUUAUCUUUAUAGAGAUAAUACCGAAUUUCGAUUAAAUAUAUUUGGAUAUAUUAAAACUGAACAAGGACAUAGUAGAAUUAAGUCAUAUAAAGACUUUGAUAAUUUUGCAGAAUUAGCUGGAUUAGUUGUUGUUUCACAUCUUAUUUAUUUUAUUGCAGGAAUAUUUAUUUGUUUAUAUGAUUUUAGAAGAAUAUAUCCAUCAACAAUAGGACAUUUAAGAAGAACAAAUUUUAUUAUUUGUUUAUUUUUUAUAAUGUAUAGUUUAUAUCAAAUUAGUAUUUUAUUAGCAUGGAUAUUUCGUGUAAAUAAAAUAGAAAAAGAUGAUAUACGUUAUUUUAUGGAUAAUACUAUGCAUAAUCCUAAAAUGGGAUUUUGGUUUUCAUUGAGUGCAACUAUAUGUCAAUUAUUUGCUACUAUAGUGAGGUUGUUUAUGACUAUUUUAAUUAAAAAUUGA
Molecule: messenger RNA, 471 nt
Organism: Entamoeba nuttalli P19
Lineage: Eukaryota; Evosea; Mastigamoebida; Endamoebidae
Exons: 2
Coding region: 1-471 (156 amino acids)
Source: RefSeq, a predicted model, not a curated record